Paramecium primaurelia is the source of this 1503-nucleotide messenger RNA. The record is from the annotation of a GenBank genome assembly. NCBI's taxonomy places the organism in Eukaryota, Ciliophora, Oligohymenophorea, Peniculida, Parameciidae.
AUGAGAAAUCGUUAUGAAGAUUUAUAUGAAACAAAAAACUAAUUGUUAGGAUAGGGUGCUUUUGCUUAAGUUUAUUUGGGUGUUAAAAAAUCGAAUAAAUAGAAAGUAGCUGUUAAAAUUAGCAAUAGAAAUCUAGCUAUUUCUUAAUAAGAGAAAAUGAUUCUCAAAUAACUUUCACAAUAUCAACAUUAAAAUGUAGUUUAAUUAUUGGAUAUAUUCGAUUAACCAGAAGCCUUAUUUAUAGUACAAGAAUACUGUUCAGGUGGUACCUUAUAUGAAAUGAUGUUAAAUAAAACAUUCACAGAAGAAUAAAUUGUUAAUAUAGCUUUGCAAGUAGCUCAUGGAUUAGCUUUCUUACAUAGUAAAAACAUAGUUCAUAGAGAUAUUAAACCAGAAAAUAUUCUUAGAUAAAUUGAUGAAUAAGGUAUGGAAAUCUUUAAAAUCACUGAUUUUGGUCUAAGCAGUGUGAAAUUAGAUAGAAUGACUACUACUAAAGUAGGAACUGCUUAUUAUGUUGCUCCAGAAAUUCUUGAUAAAUAAUAAUAUGAUAAAUCUGUUGAUAUUUGGGCACUUGGACUUAUAAUUGAUGAAUUACUUCACAAGACACCAUUUUAUAAUGGAAUGUCUGAAGAAGAAGUAUUCUUUAAAAUUAAAACUACUAAUUACAUUAUUAGAGAUUAAUAAUACUCAUAGGCUACUAUAUUUGAUCAUAAGAAAAAUGUUAUAAAAAGUCUAUUAUAAAAUUGUAUCUAAAAGGACCCUAAAUAAAGAAAAGAUCUAAAUUGGAUUAUUUAAACUAUUUCUGAAUACUAUUUAUAAAGUCCAAGUAGUUUUGAAAUACAUUAAAAUACAAAUAAUGAUAGAUAUAUCUUUGCAGAUAUUUCACUUGUUUCUUAAUCAACUCUAUGUGAAUAAACACAAAAUUUUUAAUUACCUACUUAUUCAAAUGAUUCUUAAUCUUAAAUUGAAGAAUGUCCUUUUCAUCAUUAACCUGUCAAAUAUAGGAUGCCAGGUAUUAAUGAUAAUGCUGUUACUAAUGCAUGUUAAAAAUGUUUAUAAAUUUAUGGCAUUUUUGAUCAAAAAGAAUUUCAAUCCUAUUUAUUAUAAACUAAUUUUGAAUUAAAUUCAUUUUCAGUAGAUUCUUAUUUUUCUUAAAAUGAAAUUAUUAUAGAAGCACUUAGCUAUCUCAAUUAAUUUAACUUAUUUCAAGAGAAAGAAAAGCUAGUAUAAGAGUUGAGAAGUAUUGUGAUUAAACAUCAUCGAAAUCUAAGACAAGAAUAUAUUCAAUAUUAAGAUGAUGUAAAAUCUAUGAAUACUAAUGCUAAAUGGAUUAAUGAAGCAUUUAAGCUCAACCUUACAAUCUCUCAAGAUAUGCCAAAUAAAAUUAUUCUUUAUCUAGUUUCUAAAUGUUAUGAAAAAAAAGAGAUUUCAAUUUAGGAAUGUAGAUAAUUUAUAAAAGAAUAACUUAAAUUACUUUAAUAAUAUAUUGAUUCUAUGCUAUGA